Messenger RNA from Corapipo altera (White-ruffed manakin), 3646 nucleotides. RefSeq names its product zinc finger DHHC-type containing 23 (gene ZDHHC23). The record is from RefSeq and is a predicted model, not a curated record. Gene Ontology annotation, biological process: peptidyl-L-cysteine S-palmitoylation; protein targeting to membrane. NCBI's taxonomy places the organism in Eukaryota, Metazoa, Chordata, Aves, Passeriformes, Pipridae. Gene Ontology annotation, molecular function: protein-cysteine S-palmitoyltransferase activity. Bases 21 to 1250 code for a protein of 409 amino acids. The transcript has 4 exons. Gene Ontology annotation, cellular component: endoplasmic reticulum; Golgi apparatus.
GAGCGCCCGGGCGGGCGGCGAUGGACGAGCCGCUCUGCUGCUGCGAGUACGUGGACCGGCGGGGCCAGCGCAGCCACCUGGCGGCGUGCUGCUGCGACUGCCAGGAGCUGGACGAGGGCUGCGACAGGUGGCUGGCGUGCAAGUCCCUGCCCCCGGGAGCGCUGGAGAGCAUCGCCGACACCAUCGCGGACCGGCUGCGGGUCCCGUGGUUCUCGGGGGCCGUGAAGAUCAACGUGAGCCUCGUGCCGCCGCUCGUCCUGCUGCCCGUGCUGCUCCACGUUGCCGCCCUGCACUUCCUGCUGGGGCUCCUCGUCCUGACGUCCCUGCCCGUGGUGGUGCUCUGGUACUACUAUCUCACCCACCGGAGGAAGGAGCGGACCCUCUUCUUCUUGAGCCUGGGGCUCUUCUCCCUGGGCUACAUGUACUAUGUGUUCCUCCAGGAGGUGGUUCCCCGGGGCCACGUGCAGCAUUCCCAAGUGGUCGCUCUCACCUGCGGGUUAAUCCUUAUGCUCGCAGCGUUGUCUCGAGCCAAGAAAGACCCUGGCUACCUUCCCAUUCCAGCAGGCAAUGAGAAGCCAUCGCACCAGGUCUUGCCCAACAGGAGUGUUAGAGGGAGCUCCAGCGGGCUCCAUGGUGCUGCCAGCAGUCGUGCUGUGAAUGGGGAGGCCAAAGGCUAUACCAGGAUGGCAGCUGAUGAGCCAGAAGGUGUGAAAAAGGACUGGUGCACCAAAUGCCAGCUGGUCAGGCCAGCCCGAGCAGGGCACUGCAGGCUUUGUGGCAGGUGUGUAAGAAGGCUGGACCAUCACUGCGUCUGGAUUAACAGCUGCGUAGGGGAGCAGAACCAUCAAGCAUUCAUCCUUGCACUCUCCUUCUUCAUGCUCACCUCUGUGUAUGGGAUUAUGUUGACCCUGCACACCGUCUGUAGGGGCCAGACUCCAUUUGUGGCAUUGUUCUACUGCCCUGGGGCCUAUUCUGACUACAGCUCUGCUCUGUCGUUCACCUGUGUAUGGUACUGUGCCAUUGUAACAGCUGGCAUGGGAUACAUCCUCCUCAUCCAGCUGUUGAACAUCAGCUACAACGUGACCGAGAGGGAAGCUCGGCUGGCUCUGCGGGACAACACUGGGCGCAGACUCCUGGGUGGGUUAGUGAUAGACACUGGCCAGUAUAACAGGGGGUUCCUAUGCAACUGGGGCCAUUUCCUGAGCCUGGGGUCUUCUCCUCCACAGCGCUCUGCCGAAGACAUCGUGUGAUCAUCCCUCUUUCUGCAGAUGAUGUUGACUGACUCUUUUUAGCAGGGGAGCGGCCCCUUCCACUGGGACUCCUUUCUCGCACACCCUUCCUUCGUGGGCGGUGUAUGGGCUACCUUGUCCCCCCACUGACAACAUCAGAGGUUUUCCCAGGAGGAAUGGUUGGUUCUUCAUGUGCUGUCAGCCAGCAAUAGGAUGCACAAAGCAGUAAGCCAUAUGCACAAACAUGGAGAGAAGGAGCCUGCUGCUGCCUUUUACCACUGUGGGAAACAGGAAGAAGAGCACAAGAUUUUGAGAACUUGAGCUUUCAUUAGGUGUGAACCCUGGCAUCAAGAGGAACCCACUGCUGGGCUUCAGAGCAUGCACUGGUUCCUGCAAAGGUGGAGGAAUCCCUGGUUUGUGCCUACAUGCAGCAUUUUGGAGAUGUCAGGAGGAUGAACUUUGAAUACAGAUAACAGAUGGACCCCUGCAGAAGCCAGGCUGUUUGGCUAAAAGAGACUGUCUAGGCAGUCACUGGGCAGUGCUCUCCUCUCUGGUGCAUUUAUUUGUUUUUACUAUCUCUUAUUCCAUCCAGCUGUGUACAUGCUUCUAUUAAGUGCCUUUGUGAGCUACAUUCCUCUAGGGCUGGAUCUGUGCUGGUUUGAAGGCUUGGCUCAUCUCCUUCAAAGUGUUUUUGCUCUGAUUAUGGAUUGUGACUUGAAACAGGGGGUAAAUAUACCAAGGAGAUGUUUUGAAGCAAUACGCAACAGUGAACUCUGAGGGCAAAACAGGAGUGCUGUCUGUCUAGUGUUACUGUAGCUUUAUGGAAGUUACCUUUCCCCCUCCAUCAUGGGAUAAGGCAGUCUGUGGGAGAGUAGGCAGUCCUACUAAAUGUUUUGGUAGGUAGCAUUUGGUCAGUUGUGUUGCUAAUAACGUAGUGAUCCCAUGUGCCCUCAACCCAGUUACUGUGAACUACCUGACUGUAGAUCUGUUUUCUCAAGCCAAGAAGCCAAGGAACAGAUCAGCCUCUGCGUAUGUAGGGAGAGGAAGAGGAUGUGUUGGAGGUCUCUGUUUUGGGGAUAGAUGACCUGUACUGGCAGGUGAAUGUUAACGUGUUGAAUGUGCUCUGCAAGAAUGCCAUUUGUUUCUCAUUAGCCUAGAACUGUAUUAUUGCCUGGACUUGAGCUUCAGCUGAAAUAACAAGGUUUUGAUGGAAAGGGUUUCUGGUUUUUUGUGUCUGGAAUUUAUUAUUACUUUUUGUUUUAAACCCUUUAUGUGUGCUGUAGGCCCUGCAGUGAAAAGUCUGGCUGGAAGAGCUGGAGACCAUAGCACUAGAGUUACAUGUUGGAACUAAGAUGCAGAAGCAGAGAUAAGAGCCUUGUCCUGGCUACUGAUGUUUUUAGGUGUGUGUGCAGGAGGCACAGAUCACGCCUGCUCCUGACUCCAUUUGCAUGUCAGGCAGCUGGGGGAUGUUGGCAGAGUGAUGCAAAUUCUGUGUGCUGUUGUGCAUUAGCUUUGAAGAAUGGAUGGACUGUAUGUGGUGCCAAAAGAAAGCAGGGUUGGGGGCGUCCCUUAAGAUCCCUGCUCUGUUUGGUGUGUAUGCUCUUGAUUACGUGUCCCAGUUUAAUGUAGAGACCGUGUCCCUCUUUGCACUGUUUGGUUUCCUUAAGUGGCACUUUCCAUAACCAGCAGAUAAUGGAUGAGCAGCUGCCCUUGGAAUAUGUCUGUGCAGAGUUACUGAGUUUCCCUUAUUUCCUCUUACCCUCUGGUCAUCCAGUGAGCAAUCCUUUUUAAGUAGGUAAAGAGACACCUCUCUUGCUUCCUGCCUCUAACCAAAUACACUGAGAGGUUUCUGACUGCUUCCCUGGCCCUAAUGUGAAUAAAAAGACACCCAGCUAGACUGUACAGACUGUUCCUCUACAACCUUCUGUUUGGUUGUUGGAGCCUGUCCCUAGGAGUACAAAUUGACACAAAGUCCAUGUUUCCACAUGAGUUUUCUGUAAAUGUUUCCAUGGCACAUAUGCAUUUUGUGAUGCCUGCUGAGAUGAACUGGAGCUUGGCAACCCUGGAAACAAGGAUGCUGUGGGCUAGGAGGUUUGUGAUCUUAGAUUUCAUCCUGCUGACGCUAGGGAAUAUGAGGCAGAAUGACUUCUUGGGCUAAAGGAACCCCUGCAGUGGAGACAGCCAACUUCUCUGUCCCUGUGUGCACAGAAAUCAGUCAUGUGCCCACGAACUGAACAGGCUCUGGGAGCAUUUGCAGUUUUGAGACAAGUGGUUUCUCAGAGUCCUGCUACUCCUGGCUGGGAGAAAGCAGAGCAGGUCGCAGAUCAUUUCCCUGGCAGCGCUCACCCUGUGGUGCUCAAUUUCUCCUACAGGCAGAGAUUCCUUGCUACCUUGCAGCCUGUAUGUCAGUGUAGCCU